AUGCCUUCCAACAGCCUCAACUACCCCCUCCUCGCCAUCCCGGCCUACUACGUCUUCUCCCUCAUACCCCACGGCUACGCAGGCAGCCUGCUCUCCUCCAACGGCUACAAAGUCAACAAUGCGAACCCCAAGGCCUCUCUAUCCCCAGAUGCUGUAAAAGGGAAGGUGCCAGAUGCAAUCUUCCAAAAAUAUCAACGCGCUGAGAACGCUCAAUCAAACAACAUGGAGCAACUACCCCUCUUUGCCACUGCAGUGCUCGCAAGCAUCGUUGCUGAGCGCACGACGGCCGUCGGAUUGGGACGGGAAGUAGUGUCUGGUGAUGCAACGGGCCUGACGACAUUUGUGGCGGCGUGGUUUGCGGUUAGGACAGCGUACGUAGUGUCGUAUGUGCAGAUUGCGGAUCACGCAACGAGUUUUGUGAGGAGUAGCUUUUGGGCAGUUGGAAGUGGGUUGGCAGUGUAUCAGAUUUAUAAGGCAGCUGCGUUGUUGGGGUAG
Bipolaris victoriae FI3 is the source of this 495-nucleotide messenger RNA. RefSeq lists its product as hypothetical. The coding region runs from base 1 to 495 and encodes 164 amino acids. The record is from RefSeq and is a predicted model, not a curated record. Gene Ontology annotation, cellular component: membrane. NCBI's taxonomy places the organism in Eukaryota, Fungi, Ascomycota, Dothideomycetes, Pleosporales, Pleosporaceae. The transcript is spliced from 2 exons.